AAUACCAGACUAUAAAUGCAAGCAGAGCAGGGCAAUCAUGUAAGAGAAAGCCCCAGAAGGCAAGGGGAGCAGCCAGCUGCCAAAGGGCUUUCUCCCCUUUCUCCCCUAAGCCUUGGGGCAGGCGAAGUGGAUUACAAUGACUGCCACAACCCUGGCCAGCUACGUGCAGAAGCUUUCCAACACCAAAGAGGAAAGGAAGGUAUGUCACAUUCUUUAAGAAAACCUUUGAUUGAAAGAAAACGAAGGGAGAGGAUCAACAACUGCUUGGACCAGCUCAAGGAGACUGUUGUUGGGGCCUUUCGGCUUGAUCAAUCUAAACUUGAAAAAGCAGAUAUCCUCGAAAUGACUGUAAAGCAUCUCCAGAAUAUCCAAAAUAGCAAAGUUAUGGCAGAUUCCAAAAUGGGAUUGGAAGCUCAGCAGAGGUACAGCACUGGGUAUAUCCAGUGUAUGCACGAAGUCCACAAUCUCCUCCUGACCUGCGAAUGGAUGGACAAGACCCUUGGGGCACGUCUACUGAACCACCUGCUGAAAUCCUUGCCCAGAUCUAGUGAGGAAACCUGCAAGGCAGACUUGAGUUCUACCACCCCUGGGAACAGCAAGGGGAAUAGCACAGGGUCCAACCAAUCUCAGGAUCAGUUCCAGCCUGCCGAAGACAAGCCAGGGUUGAAAAAGCCAUUCCAGCCCCAAACACCCUCGCACUGUAACCAGCGCGAGUCGUCUCCUCCCGGUCAGAUCCUGCAGUCUCAUUUUGCACACAAUGGCAUUAACAUGGGGUCAUUAGACAUGUGGAGACCGUGGUAAAACUUGUCUUGGAGAAACCUUAUUUCUAAUCUUAGACCCUCUUUUAUAUGUAUCUUAUAGAUAUGCCUCUUUAAAACACUUUUUGGAGCAAGUCUGCUCCUGUAGGUGUACUAAAGACCAGGGUACUUCAAGACGAAGUAAACCGCUGCGUAGCCUGCAUUGUAGAAGGCUGCUAUUUUAUUGUAUUUAUUUAAUGCAUCUAAAUUAUUUUAUAGAAUCUUCUCUUGGGCUGUUUAGUGUAUGUGACUUAUAUAAUGUUCCUUUUCAUAUGCUAUUAAAAGAAUUAACAACUUAUUAAUAAAAAUAGAAACCACAGCGA
Molecule: messenger RNA, 1120 nt
Organism: Podarcis raffonei (Aeolian wall lizard)
Lineage: Eukaryota; Metazoa; Chordata; Lepidosauria; Squamata; Lacertidae
Product: transcription cofactor HES-6-like
Exons: 4
Coding region: 16-801 (261 amino acids)
Biological process (GO): anterior/posterior pattern specification; regulation of transcription by RNA polymerase II; regulation of neurogenesis
Cellular component (GO): nucleus
Molecular function (GO): protein dimerization activity; RNA polymerase II cis-regulatory region sequence-specific DNA binding; DNA-binding transcription factor activity, RNA polymerase II-specific
Source: RefSeq, a predicted model, not a curated record